AUGGAAAGAUUGAACGGAAUUGUAAAGCAAGUCAUAUCAGCAGAUACCUAUGUUUUGACGGGGGCUGUAAAAGAUGGAGUAGCCCAGGAAAGACAGAUAAGCUUAGCGUGCAUUAACUGCCCGAAGUUAUUUAUGAAGAGUCAGAGUGUCGAAAAGAAUGAGGAACCAUUUGCAUGGGAAAGUAGAGAGUUUAUCAGAAAAAUGAUAAUUGGAAAAAAUGUAAGUUUCGUAGUUGAAUAUACAUACAAUAAUAGAACAUAUUGUAGUGUUUUUUUUGAAGGUCAAAACUUAUCUAUUUUGUUAUUAGAGAAAGGUUAUGCUAAUCUGGUUUCAAAUAAAAAUGUAAAAACAAAUGUAUAUGCAGAUUUAGAAAGUUAUUAUACGGAGGCAAAAGAAAGAAAAAUUGGUAUUUUUAGUAACAAUAUUAAUUACUAUGUCAGAGAUAUUGUUUACUCGUACAACGAUAAAAAUGAAAACAAAAAAUUAUAUGAUUCUUUUUUGAAUAGAAGAAUGAAAUGUAUUGUAGAACAUGUGAGGGAUGGAUCUAACUUUCGCGUAUUUGCAGAGUGUGUAGAAAAUGAAAAAAGGGAUGAAGAGAAAAACGGUAAUAUUAAUGCAAAAACGAAUAGUGUUAAUGGUCCAAGUACUGGUCUGAAUAAUGAUCUAAAUAAUACUAAUAAAAAGAACAACAGUAGCAGUAGUAAAAGAAAAAAAAAUGGCAACUACAAAAAAAAAAUGAAUGAGGAUGAUCAGAAAAAGGAAGAAAAGUACUUAACGAUGUACUAUUUUUCCUUUUAUGUGUGUGGAAUAAUUGUUGAUAUGUUCAAAAAAGAAAUUGUAAAUAAUGUGGAAACAGUUAAAGAAGAAUUAUAUGCUAUGGAAACCAAAAAAUUUGUAGAAUCAAGACUAUUAAAUAGAGAUAUAGAGAUAGAAAUUAAACAUCUUGAUAAUAAUUGUAAUUUAUAUGCAAAUGUUUAUUAUAAGUUAGGAAAUAUAUGUACUUUAUUAUUAAAAAAUGGAUAUGCUUAUAUAAAUGAGUAUACAAUAAAAUAUGUAGACAACGCUAUUGAAUAUAAAAGGGCAUUAGAUGAAGCUAUACAACUUAGAAAGAAAAAAUGGAUAAAUUAUACAGAAAAAAAGGUAGAUUUUGAAAAGGAAUAUUUUACAACCGUUGUUGAGGUUUUAUAUGGGGAUGUUAUUAUUGUAGAUUACAAGAAUGAAGAGAGAAGAUUAUAUAUGGCUUCCAUUAAAUGUGAAAAACAUAAUACAGAUUUAAAACUAAACACCUUGUGUAUAUUAGCAAAGGAUUAUUUGAAAAGUCAAAUUGUUGGAGAGCGAGUUAAAAUUGUUACAGAGUAUGUUAGAACUCCACAAAGCAAUAGUGAUGGUUAUAUUCCUCAGUGCUCGGAUGAUAAGGGAAGAAUGCAUUUUGUCACUGUUUAUAAAUUAGGAAAAAAGAAAAGUAAUCAAAAUACCAGAAAAGAAAGCCUUUCAAAUAUAUGGGAGGAGGAAAAGAAUGGCAAAAAGGUUGCACUAGGUGGUAGCAAGUUGAAAGGUAAGAAAGGUGUCGAUGGGAUGAGAAGCGUUAAUGGAGUGAGUGGAAUAAACGGAGUUAGCGAAGUGAAUGGGAUAAAAAGCACAAAAAGUGGAAAAAAUGCAAAAAUCAAACUGGGAGAGAAGCUACUAAAUGGGGGAGUAAAUAAACCAGAGGAGGAAGAAUACAUUAACCUAAAUGAGCAACUAGUUUCAAGAGGAUUAGCAAGAGUUAUAUCCCAACGACAGGAAGAUGAAAAGGCAAGUAACUACUUCCAUUUACAAGAAUUAGAAAAAGAAGCUGAGCAAAAAAAAGUUGGGAGAUUUAAUCAGCAUAUUGAUAUUAUUAAGAUUAACAAUAUUAGUGGAAGUGACAAUGCCUUAAGAGCUCGUUCUUUUGAAAAUGUAUUAAACAAAUAUAAUAAUUUAAAUGCAUGUGUCGAUUUUAUAUAUGGGGCAAAUAGAUUUAAGUUACAUAUCCCUUCACAAAAUUUGUUAAUAAACUUUAUUUUACUCGGUAUAAGUGUUCAAAAAAUAAACUUGAAAGAUUUAGGAACAAUUGAAAGUAACCAUAAAAAAGUGAAUGAAGAAUAUUUAAAUGGGGAUGAAAUAAAAAAAAGUAAAAAGGAAAAGAUAGAGUAUAGAGAAAUAGCUAUUCAAGCAUAUAAAUAUACGAGAAAAAUGUUAAUGCAAAGAAACGUACAAAUUUCUAUUGUAACAUGUGACAAAGGAGGUAAUUUUAUAGGUAUCCUUAAAUAUCAGAAUAAAGAUUUUUCUGUUCAUUUACUUUCCUUAGGAUAUGGGGUUUUAAAUGAAAUAGGUUUAAAUAAUACAAAUGAAAGAAAUAAUUAUGUAAAAGCAGCAGAAGAAGCUAAAAAACAUAAACGAAAUAUAUGGUCUAUUGAAAAAACGGAAGAUGCAGAUAAUUUACUAAAUGUUGAAAAGGAUUUAUCCGCGUUUGAUAAUAUUUACUAUUGUUCUUAUGUGGAUGACAUUACCAAUAUAUGUAUUCAAUUAAAAAGUAAACAAGAACAAUUGAAAAAAUUACAAGACGAGUUAAAUAAAAACCCCGAUAUAGAUAUAUUAUCCUCAUAUACCUUAACAGAAAUAAAUAAAAAUUCUUUAGUUAUGGCAAAAUACGUUGAUAAAUGUUAUUACAGAGCUGUCGUUUUGCAGGUAAAUAAAAGUAAAAAAAAAGCUAUAGUAAAAUAUAUCGAUUUCGGAAAUGAAGAAGAAUUAGAUUUUAUUGAUAUAAAAAAAUUAAAUGAUAGUUUUAAUUUGAAAAAUUAUAUUCCUUUUUCAAUCAAAGUGGCCUUAGCAGGAUUGAAAAUCCCAGCUGAAAAUAAAACAGACCUAAUAAUUUACAUAAAGAAGUUUUUACUUGACAAAUAUUUAUACGUCAAAUUUGAGAAAAAGGAAAAUAACACCUAUUACGUAGUCUUUUAUGAUUAUGAGCAAUUUACAUCAAACAAGAAUGUUAAAAGUGUAAAUGAAGAAUUAGUGUUCAAUGGAAUAUGCUAUGUUGACAAUCUUAGUGAUACUAAAAUAUUUGAAAAAUUAAAAAGAGAGGAAGCCUUAGCGAAAAAGAACAAACUUGUCAUCUGGUCUUAUGGCGAUAUAGACUACGACGACGAAAAUUGA
Messenger RNA from Plasmodium malariae, 3174 nucleotides. RefSeq names its product tudor staphylococcal nuclease, putative. Gene Ontology annotation, cellular component: cytosol; nucleus; RISC complex. The transcript is spliced from 2 exons. Bases 1 to 3174 code for a protein of 1057 amino acids. The record is from RefSeq and is a predicted model, not a curated record. Gene Ontology annotation, biological process: regulatory ncRNA-mediated gene silencing; mRNA catabolic process. Gene Ontology annotation, molecular function: RNA binding; nuclease activity. NCBI's taxonomy places the organism in Eukaryota, Apicomplexa, Aconoidasida, Haemosporida, Plasmodiidae.